Molecule: messenger RNA, 2091 nt
Organism: Monopterus albus (swamp eel)
Lineage: Eukaryota; Metazoa; Chordata; Actinopteri; Synbranchiformes; Synbranchidae
Product: neuroplastin-like
Exons: 8
Coding region: 262-1107 (281 amino acids)
Biological process (GO): dendrite self-avoidance; homophilic cell-cell adhesion; axon guidance
Cellular component (GO): plasma membrane; axon
Molecular function (GO): cell-cell adhesion mediator activity
Source: RefSeq, a predicted model, not a curated record
GCGGGAUUUAAGAUUAAACGGGUGGUUAGAAAGGUGGUUCCCUUGUUUCGUCGGGCUGACAGAAGAGAGCUGCGCUGCUCAGGUAGUUACCGGUAGUACUGUAGGCUCCCGCUAGUCAACCUAGCGACACUUCCCUCUCUACGUAACACCACUGGAGAGCGAGGCGGUGCGGAUCUCGGCGAUUCCUCCCCGCAUUAUCAUAUUCCGCUCAGGUCACCUUAUCUAUCACCUACCGGCAUUUUCCUUCUCCCGUCUCCGAAGAUGAUACCUGGCAAACGAGGAGCUACGUUCAUGUCCUUCUCGGUGGCGAUAUUUGGAGCGAUGAUGCUGCAGUACGUCUCUUCCCAGAACGAGCCACUGAUCACCACCUCUGAUCAUGCCACGCUUCCAGUGGAAGGCGACUCUCUCACGCUGCAGUGCAACUUGACCAGUGUCAACGGUGUCUACAAGGAGAGCUACUGGAUGAAGAAUGGGGAGGAGAUCCCCAAAUCACGCAGCCAGAACAAGAACACUGAGUACAGGCUGGACAGACCAAGAGGAGACGACGCUGGAUUGUACAUGUGUGUCUACCUCUUUGAAAUGGCUCCUCCAGCCAAUGCCACCAUCGAAGUUAAAUCUGCUCCUGAGAUUACAGGCCACAAGCGUAGUGAGAAUAAGAAUGAAGGCCAGCGUGCUUUACUCUACUGUAAGUCUGUGGGCUAUCCUUACCCUGUCUGGACCUGGCGCAAGUUUGACAAUGGCUUUUUUAGGGAAAUUGACAACACAACUGGACGUUUCUUCAUCAACAGCAGAGACAAUUACACUGAGCUCCAGAUUUUCAGCCUGGACAUUAGUUUAGAUCCGGGCGAGUACCACUGCAACGCCACCAAUAUAAUUGGCAGCCGUGACGAGAGCUCUCUGCUGAGGGUUCGCAGCCACUUGGCCCCCUUAUGGCCUCUCCUGGGAGUUCUGGCCGAAAUCAUCAUCCUGAUCGUCAUUAUUGUUGUUUAUGAGAAGCGUAAGAAGCCAGACGAUCUACAAGACGACGAUGACCCAGCUGGACCAGUGAAAACCAAUUCAACCAACAACCACAAAGACAAGAACCUCCGCCAGAGGAAUACAAACUGAGCGGCCUGUCUGAGUUUCAUUACACAUUUAUUGACCAUAUGAAGGUAAACAGGAAGGGAGCUAUACCAGUUGUUGAAAGGAUGUAUCAGCCAUUGAAAGUACGGCUGUGGAAGAAUUAAAUGAGGCAUGCCUUAUGAUUUUACUGUGUGUGGGUGUGAGAUCAGGAUGUACUCAAACCACUAUAGAAUUAACAUUAUAACCAUUGUUGCUGCAUGCAGUUGUUGUCUAUGAUUUGAUCCCUUUUAUUCGCUAGGUUUUACGACUUCUAAAGUAAUGCAUGCAAGAUGUUGACUUUCUGUUUGAUACAGAAAUGACUUUGUGUUCUUUUCUCCGAGAGUGGCUUCAUGUAGAUACUCUGUACUGUGUGUUCUAGAGGAAAAACAAUACUCAGCAAUGUAAAAGAAAAUGCCACUGUAAUCUGGUAUGACAGUUUUGUACAGUUUUAUCACCCGCUGCAUACCAUUUUCUAGGUUUUAUCAUUUUAUCAGACAAUAUCUUUUACAUUUUAAGGGCUUUGCAGUGUCCCUCUAAAUUUGGCUAAGGUUUACUUUACUGUAUGUAUGUACUUUAUGUAUUAAAUCACUAGAUAUUUAUCAGAUCACCAUUAACAUAAAGGCUAUUCAUAUUGUAUGAAGCACCUAAAUGUUAGGAAUAAUGAAAUGACUAUAAAUAUACUUUAGGAACUCUGUACUCAUCAUUCUAUCAUAGUAUUUUAUAAUUAUGUGUGUUGUACAGCAUGGCUAUUAUCCUAUGCAAUUAUUAUCCAUAUCACUAUAUUGAAAAUCAUUACAGCUUUUGAUUUUUCUGUGACAAAGCUUUAAACUAGUAGGAUCACAUUAGAGCAUCGAUGGCAAACUACACAGCUGGAUGAAUUCUCUACAGUUGACGUGGGAGGCGGCGAAGAAAACCCCACAUCAGGACUGACAUGUGAAGCAAUUCCAAGAUCCGCAGUCAUUUUUAAGAAUAAAUAUCUCGAAAAAGAAA